AUGUCCGUUAUCGAGAUCGAAGUGGUCUAUGAUUUUGUUUGCGCGUGGUGCUACAUUGGCAAACGCAAACUCGACCGAGCCAUCGCGCUGUAUCAGAAAACCUACCCUGGCGGUCGAUCUGAUGUUUUCUCGAUCAAAUGGAGCCCGUAUUUCUUGAACUACAACCCUCACCCUCACAGCGUGCCCAAGAGCGACCUGGUGGAUGAACGGCUGAAGGACAUGACUCCGGAGCAGCGAACCGCCUUGUUCAACCGGAUGAACCAAAUUGGACGUGCGGUGGGCAUCUACUUCAAGGCUGGGGGGAUGAUCGGGAGCACCCGUGAUGCCCAUCGCCUGGUCCACCUGAGCCGGACCAAGCCCGCAGACGUUCAAAAUUGCCUGGUCGAGAACAUUCUCCGGGCCUACCACGAAAUGGAGAUGGAUAUCUCAUCAAAGGACGUACUUCUGGAGCUCGCCUUGAGCGCGGGACUCGACAAGGCCGAAGUGACUGAAUGGCUCGAAUCCGACUUGGCCGGGGAUAUCGUCGACGAAGCGUCUCAAAGAAACAGGCAGCCGGGCAACACCGGAGUUCCACGGUAUAUCAUUCAGGGAGUGCAUUGCGUGGAUGGUGCAGAGGAUCCGUCGGAGUUCAUCGAGGUGUUUGCAAAGGUCAAGGAAGGCGAAAAUCAGGCUUAG
This is a messenger RNA of Aspergillus clavatus NRRL 1, 675 nucleotides long. Its product is annotated as DsbA family oxidoreductase. Lineage: Eukaryota; Fungi; Ascomycota; Eurotiomycetes; Eurotiales; Aspergillaceae. Gene Ontology annotation, molecular function: oxidoreductase activity. The transcript has 2 exons. The coding region runs from base 1 to 675 and encodes 224 amino acids. The record is from RefSeq and is a predicted model, not a curated record.